Messenger RNA from Pseudovirgaria hyperparasitica, 2075 nucleotides. RefSeq names its product DnaJ domain protein. Gene Ontology annotation, cellular component: cytosol. Bases 256 to 1794 code for a protein of 512 amino acids. Gene Ontology annotation, biological process: protein import into peroxisome matrix. NCBI's taxonomy places the organism in Eukaryota, Fungi, Ascomycota, Dothideomycetes, Acrospermales, Acrospermaceae. The transcript has 5 exons. The record is from RefSeq and is a predicted model, not a curated record.
CACCCUGAAGUGACGGAGAUCUGCACGAUAUGAAAACCAAAACAAACCAAACUUAUCCUUGUGGGUGGAACUUGGCAUUAAUUAAGGGGGGAAAAUCAUCUAAGAUGAAGCGUCGCGUCGGUCGACGUCAUGCGCCUCAGCCACGCGGUGGCGCCGGGCAACAGCAGCGUCGUUAGGCUCGAACGCAAAUAAUUCCUUCGCGUUCAACCCCGCCGCCAACAACAACGUCUUCGCCAUUUUUCAAUCUAUACCACCAUGGUAGUCGAUACAGCAUACUAUGAUGCGCUCGGGGUUCAACCGACCGCAACCGAGCUCGAGAUCAAGAAAGCGUACCGCAAACUCGCGAUCAAGCUCCAUCCCGACAAGAACCCCGGCGACGAGACGGCCCACGUCAAGUUCCAGCAGAUCGGCGAGGCAUAUCAGGUCCUUAGCGAUGACAACUUGAGGAAGCAAUAUGACAAGUUCGGGAAAGAAGGCGCGGUGCCUCAUAGUGGGUUCGAGGACCCGUCAGAGUUCUUCGGCAUGAUAUUCGGAGGAGAGGCUUUUAAUGACUGGAUUGGCGAGAUCUCUCUCAUGAAGGACCUCACAAAGACCAUGGAAAUUCAGAUGCGGGAGAUGGAAGAAGCGGGAGAGGCGCCUGCUGGUGAAGUAAAGACCGCAGAAACCGGAGAGUCCAGUACUGGAGACUCUACUGCCACACCCGCUGGGUCGACAACAGGAUCGAGCGCUGCCCCUCCUCCACCAUCCGUAUCAGAGACGGAGCCCAUCGUGCCUCCUACUGCCCCACAAACAGCUGGAUCUACACCAAAAAGUGCUGGUCUAGCUCCAGAGCCACAGGCCGUACCCAGCAGAUCUGGCGCGAGCACUCCCCAGCAUGGCGCGUUGCCCAUAAGGCCUGCGAUUAUGGAUCGAUCCGAGGAGGAGGCAAGACUUGAUGCCGCCGGCAUGACGGAGAAAGAGAAAGAGCUCCGCGCGAAGGAGCGAAAACGCGGUCUCACCAAGGAGCAGCGCGAAGAGCUUAUGGCAUACGAGAUGGAGCGCAAGCGCAUCCGCGAGGAGCGUGUAGAUGACCUGGCCAAGAAGCUCGUCGAUCGAGUCAGCGUCUGGACUGAGACAGACAAGGGCAAGGAUGUCACAAAAGCAUUCACGGAGAAGACCCGCCUGGAGAUUGAGAAUCUGAAGAUGGAAAGUUUCGGUAUCGAGAUUCUGCAUGCGAUCGGAACGACUUAUACCUCGAAAGCGUCCGCAUUCCUGAAGUCGCAAAAGUUCCUCGGGAUUGGCGGAUUCUUCAGCAGAUUAAAGGACAAGGGCACGCUUGUCAAGGAGACGUUUGGGACCAUGUCUACGGCAAUAGAUGCAUCGCUCGCGAUCGAAGAGAUGGCCAAGCUUGAAGAGGCUGGCGGCGCCGAAUGGACAGAUGAAAAGAAAGCCGAGCACGAGAAAAAAAUCACAGGCCUCAUCCUCACAGCGGCAUGGAAAGGCAGCAAGAUGGAGAUCCAGAGCGUGCUCCGCGACGUGUGCGACAAGGUGCUCAACGACAAGGCAGUCAAGCUCGAGAAGCGAGUCGAGCGCGCCGAGGCUCUCAUGCUCAUUGGGCCGAUGUUCGCAAAGGCCGAGCGCGACCCCGAGGAGCAGGGAGACUUCAUGGCGUUCGAGGAGCUCAUGGCCGAGUCGGCGCGUAAAAAGGAGGCAAAGAAGGACAAGAAGGAGGACAAGAAGGACAAGAAGCACAACCCAUUUGGUCACCACGCUCACGCCGAUGAGAAGGCUAAUACUACACCGGCGGCAGCGUAGGCUUCGAGAAACAAGGCAUAAAGAUAUCCCCACAACUACGCCCAUGUUCGAGCAUAUACUUUCUACUGGGCUAUGAAAUCGCCAUUGAAUUUUUUCUUCGAGGGAGGGGGCUCUCUUUCCUUGUCUUUCGCCUCCUUGUCUCCCUUGUUUUCAUGUGAGUGCCAUUGCUUGGAAAUGAAUAGAGCAACAGCGUUAUAGCGUGCGUAGUCAGUCGAUCAGUCACAGAUUUCAAUCUAGAUUUCUUAUAAAGAUGGGGACUAUGUCUAUCCAUCAGUCAACCA